AUGACUACAUGGAAGAAUGGCUUGGAUUGCUGCUCGUGGGAUGGUGUCACCUGUGACAAUAUAACAGUGCGGUUUGGUGCAAUUACAGGGGAACUUCCGCCCAACAUUUUUAGCUUGCCUAACCUCCUUGAUCUCAAUUUGGAAUACAAUGAUUUAACGGUUUCUUUUCCGAAGUCUAAUUGGAGCAAGUCUCUUGAAUCCUUAACCCUCUCGUAUACAAGCAUUUCGAGCAAAAUACCCAAUUCAAUCGGUGAAUUCAAGAAUUUAAAAACUCUGCAUCUUAGCAAUUGCACAUUGACAGGAUCGAUUCCCUCAUGGCUUGUGAACUUAACAAAAUUAACCACUUUGGACCUUUCACGCAAUGAAUUAACUGGUCAUAUCCCGUCAUUUGUUGUAAAGCUUGAACAACUCAUGGAUGAAGACCUUUCUUUCAACAACUUCACCGGUGUUUUAGACUUGGGAGUCUUUUCGACACUGAAAAAUCUGCUAGCCCUUCGUCUUACAGUUGAGCUAAAUCUAAUGUACAACAGUAUGAAUCACACAUUUCCGAAGCUUGAGACUUUGGGCUUGCCUUCCUGCAACUUGACCGAGUUCCCUCCUUUUCUGAACUCUUUAAAAGUGCUAAGAGAAUUAGAUCUCUCCGAAAACAAGAUUGGCGGUCAGAUACCGAGAUGGUUUUGGGAUGUAGGGAAAGGUACCCUACAGUCUCUUGAUAUUUCUAGUAACCUUAUUGAGGGAGGCAUACAACAACUUCCUUGGAAAGAGUUGAUCGAUGUAGACCUUAGCGACAACUUAUUCCAAGGCCCACUUCCAAUUCCACCACUCCCUAUAGUUUACUUUAGGGCCACCGACAAUCGCUUCAGUGGAGAGAUUCCCUCUUCCAUUUGCAAAGUAAGCUCCCUUAAAUCUCUAAGGUUGGCUCGUAACAAUCUCUCGGGCUCUAUUCCACAAUGUUUGGGAAAUUUAGCCAACCUCUCAAGUCUAGACUUGAGUGCCAAUAAGUUUGAAGGGACAUUUCCGCGGUCUUUAGAUAGUUGUGCAUCAUUGGCCGUGCUAAACGUUAGUCACAACAGAAUCAACGAUACUUUUCCGAAGUGGUUGCUAGAAGCCCCCUCAUUACAGGUCAUCGCUCUGCAGUUCAAUGAAUUCCAUGGCCAAAUCGAUCCUCCAACUAUUCCAUUUCAUCCCUCCAUGCUCUCUAGUUUUUACAUAUCAAACAAUAAUCUAGGGGGUCAAUGGCCUGAAGAAUAUUUUCUCCAUAGGUUGAAUAUGUGGAUGAUUGAUCUGUCCAACAACAGAUUCGAAGGUCCUCUUCCAAUUCCACCACCCACCGCUCUCUUCUAUUUCAUUGCAAACAACAAGAUUGGUGGAAAUGUUUCUCCUUUGAUAUGCAAUGCCAGUGAGCUCAUGGUCCUUGACUUGUCCAAUAAUAGUUUGAUGGGCACCUUGCCAGAGUGCUUGAUGAGCUUUAGCAAAAAUCUCUCGGUGCUCAACCUCCGAAUCAACAAGAUUCAAGGUAUGAUCCCUAGAAAAUUUGCUAAUGACAGCAAACUAAGGACUAUCGACUUUAGUCAGAAUCGAUUUGAAGGGACAUUGCCAUGGUCCUUGUUACAUUGUGAAAAUUUGGAAGUUUUGGAUCUCGGCAACAAUAGAAUGAAGGAUACAUUCCCCGAUUGGUUGGGAACCCUUCCCAAGCUGCAGGUUCUUGUUUUGAGGUCCAACAUGUUCCAUGGCUUUGUGAGCAGUCCUAGAGAAGCUCGCUCAUUUUCUGAAUUGCGCAUCUUCGACCUGUCCAACAACAAUUUGAGUGGUCCUUUACCCGUUAGUUAUAUUAUGAAGCUUACUGCCAUGAUGUAUCAGGAUAAAAGACAAGGCAAGCUGCAGUAUAUGGGAGAUGGUAAUUAUCAAGAUUCAGUCAUGGUGACCAUGAAAGGACUGGAGAUACGAUUGGUGAAAAUUCUAAAUGUUUUCACGAGUAUCGACUUAUCGAGCAACCAUUUUGGUGGGGAGCUUCCCGUGUAUAUUGGAAACCUAAAGUCGCUCAAAGGGCUAAACUUUUCCCACAACAAUCUCACGGGCUAUAUCCCUCUGUCUAUUGGCAAUUUGACUGAACUCGAAUGGCUAGACCUCUCUUCAAACAAGUUCAUUGGAAGCAUUCCUCAAGAACUAGCGGAUUUGACGUCUCUUGCAUUCUUGAACCUCUCAGAGAAUCAGCUCAUCGGACCUAUUCCUCGAGGAAGGCAAUUGAACACAUUCAAGAGCGACUCGUUUGCCAUGAAUCCUAGACUAUGCGGAUUUCCAUUGCCGGAGACAUGCACAAACAAUCCACAAGAAAUUCCACUUGUAACCAUUCUUCAAGAAAAUGAUACAGGGCACGGAAGCUGGUUUGAGUGGAGAGCCAUAUUGAUGGGUUAUGGGUGUGGAACCGUAGGUGGAGUCUCUCUAGGAUACAUUGUUCUUGGAUCCAAAAAAUUUGAAUGGCUCGUGGGGUUGCUUGAAAGGAAAGGAGCUAAUAUGAGAAAGAAGUGGAGGAGGAAUGCUCGUAGGUCUUAUCAAAUAUGA
Molecule: messenger RNA, 2562 nt
Organism: Eucalyptus grandis
Lineage: Eukaryota; Viridiplantae; Streptophyta; Magnoliopsida; Myrtales; Myrtaceae
Product: receptor-like protein 35
Exons: 2
Coding region: 1-2562 (853 amino acids)
Molecular function (GO): protein binding
Source: RefSeq, a predicted model, not a curated record